Messenger RNA from Bradysia coprophila, 2774 nucleotides. RefSeq lists its product as uncharacterized. Gene Ontology annotation, biological process: arachidonate secretion; phospholipid metabolic process; lipid catabolic process. The record is from RefSeq and is a predicted model, not a curated record. NCBI's taxonomy places the organism in Eukaryota, Metazoa, Arthropoda, Insecta, Diptera, Sciaridae. Gene Ontology annotation, molecular function: A2-type glycerophospholipase activity; calcium ion binding.
CAAAAGAAGCAAUCGAUGAAAGAAGUGCAAGGGUAUUGAAUCGAAUUUGAUAAUUGCGUUUGGUCGUUAUUUGCAUAUUCCGUGUCCUCCUCCAUUUUGUUCAUCAUUAUCGACAUAAAUAAAAAAAAAAAUUAAAGAAUCAUCGAGUGGGUACUUGGAUAUUGCGAUGUAUGAAUCGGAAUCCCACCAUAAUCAAUUGGUUUAGAGAAGUAGAAAAAAUCGUUGAAGAGGAAAGUAUUUUUUUCUUUCAUUUUCAUUUUACUUUUCUCUCUGCCGGUGAACUGGAAGUGAUGUGUAGGUAAAUUUCAUUUUCAUUGAACUUCUUUUCGACGGUUAAAGAUUUCGGUCGCAACAAUUACAUCAGUUUGAUUUGAGAUCUCGGUGUAACGGUAACAUAUAUUAUACGCGCCGGGAAUUGGUGUAUAUGUGGAUUUUAUGUGUUUGCAAAAAAAAAAAAAUUUUUUGUUUUUUGUUAAACCAACAAAACAGAUUCGGUUCCUCAACACUUUCGUUGUCAUCAUCCGUAAGGAAAGUGAAGUUAAUGGUGUGCAACAAUUUAAAAAUAAAAUUUAUUUUUGUAUUUCAAAAAACAUAAAGUAAUUAAAAGUGUAUCAACUACGUGCUUGUGAACAAUAGAAAAUUUGUGCACGCGUUUUUUUUCGUUAUCUGAUCAGAAACUGUAAUCUGAAAUAUGUUCAACUUUCGUCGAAGUCGCGUUAAACGGUGUCUAUUACUCGGUUCGAAAAUUCUAAUUAAUUGGCUUCUAUUGACCUCGAAUAUAAUGCCAUGCAGCGGAUCCAGCUCAAAUACAACCGACUUUUCGCCACAAACAUUUUCCUACGAUGUUUCGUCGAACGCUCCCACACAUCAACACACAACGGAAUCUUAUGAUUUAAAUUCGAUCGAAACGCAAAUCAAACAAUUCUUAAACGUUCAUCCCGCCAAUAAAUCGAUGGACCUUCUUAUACGAGACGUAUUCAACGUUGAUAAUCCGAAUCCCAUGUACAUUUUUGUGCUACCCGGUGAAAAGAAUCGCACUUUGGUAUUAACUCGUAACAGUUUCGAUCAGGCUGUCUAUCCAAACAUCAGCACAGGUCAGCGUUUCAUUAAGGACGAUAAUGCUAAAAAAUUAUUACAAUUAAUCGGUAGCGGUACGAUUAAAGAUAAAUCAAAGGACGCUGACUUCGACAAUUUAAUUUUUGAUUUGAAAGACCUGGAUGAGGCGGAAAGUAUGCGAAUUGUGGCGGAAAAUGUUCGAACAGAGCGAAAUUUCAUCGAAUUUAUGGAACGAUUGAAUAAAAACGCUAAUGUCGGUUCGAACAUUGUUCAGGAACAUACACCACACCAGAGUUCGGUCGAUGUUUCGAAAACAGUGAAUAAGGAGUACGAGGAUUUGGUUAGUCCGAAACUGAAAUACAAAUUCGAAAUUGAUUACUCGGGAGAUUCGUUGAGGCACACCACACAGGGUACGGUUAAAACAACUGAGCUAGAUUGGAAAGAUCUGGGAUUGGAUGGAUGGAUUGGCGGAUUGCGUGAACCGGGCAAGGAUUUUGAUACCACUGUUACAGAAUCAAAAACAACUGAGAAUACAAACAUUAUCUCGUCCACAUACAUUUAUUAUUCAAAGCCAAAGUUUCCAACGGCCUACAAUCCGCUAUACAGACGAACCAAACCAGUAGAAGGGAGUACUUUUCCGACUGUGUACACGAAAAGUCCCCAGCAGAAGAAGAAACACUCAACACGACACCGAAGACCAAAGUCAAAGAACAAUUCAGUGCAAGAUACAUACUUCGAGCAUACGAUCAAACAUCCAGCAGAUCAGUCCAACUCUGUGACCGGUUCAAAUCAUCUGGAAACAGCAACACCACCAGCCAAUAUAAAUUCAUGGGAAAUUGACAUGCACAUUCCUAGUGUGCUGACCGAUUUGCUGAAAAAGGAAAAUCCUCGCUUAGCCGAAAUCACCGAAACCCUCUCCACAAUCAAGCCAAAGUGGCCGAUAACCAGCAGUCGAGCUGAACAUAAAGAUGACGAUGUGUACAUAGCUAGAGCAAAUAAUCCAUUCGGUCAUAGCACAAAGUGGCUGUGGAGAAACACAUCGUCUGCCGACGGAACGGAUAACGAGAAUCGUUCGAAACGCGGCGCACUGGAAUUGUAUUCCAUGGUAAAAUGUGCUACCGGCUGCGAUCCGCUCAUUUUUAAGGGAUACGGUUGCUAUUGCGGAUUUCUGGGCUCUGGUCGUACACUGGAUGGCAUUGACAGAUGCUGUAAAAUGCACGACUACUGCUACGAAACGGCUAACUGUCCCAUGUUUAUCGAAUAUUUUGUGCCAUAUGUGUGGAAAUGUUACCGGGGACGACCACUGUGCGCCAUAGAUCAAGGUGAAUGGGGUGGUCCUGGAUCUUGUGCGUCACGGUUAUGCGAGUGUGACCAGACUUUGUCAAAGUGCUUACGACGCUUUUAUUGUCCACGAAAACGAGCGGUCUGUACAUCAUCGCCCUGGAGACUGUUGCAAAAUGUUAUCAUGGAAAUAUGAUGAAGAUUGCAUUGUUUUGGACGGACGCAACGACAAUGUAUUUGAGGUAGUUAAUUCAUGUAGUACAAAGUAAAGGAUCAACUUCCGGUACGGAUAAAGGCUCAUGCGACGAGAGAAAUAUAGCCUGUAUUGUAAGGUACCACUCCCACCAAUCGAACUAAUGACCAGAAACCAGAAAUGGACUCAGUUUUUAUACAGUUUUAAUUUUGACAUUCAUAAUACACGAUUUACGCUGGUGGCA